CCCCCCCCCCCCCCCAAACCCCAGCCUGUUCACGUAUUAUACUGAACAUUGUUCGGUAGGUCUAUACCGCAAAUAAAUCAGUCCUCCAGUCAUUAGAAAAUAUUAGGAAAAAGUAACCAUGCGUGAGGUGGGCUAUAUAAAUAUUUGUUAAACAGACAAUUUAAAACAGUAUAGCCUAAAUAUUGUUACAUUGAACACAGUAAAAAAUAAAUAAAAAAUAAACAAAAUAAAAAAGAUUCUCAAGGCACCAUUUAUGGUUCCUCUGAUGCCUUAUAUCAGUAGAAUCCUCUGAAGAAUAUAAUUCCCUUCAUUUCUCUGAGAAACUUAAUUAAGCCCUACUAUUAAUUCCUGCAAGAACUUUAAAGAGUUUCAGUGGUUCCUUCCGUAACUCCACAUAUAAGGGAAAAUUGUGAGGAACUUUAAAUGUAAUAUAUUGAAGUAAUAAGUACAUAACUAAUAUGUGUUUAACAUGUGACACAACUUUUAAGGAUGCCUAGCUCUUUCAUAGAGGGUGUAACAUGUGAGGAACAUCAAUGUUUAGGAAUAUUAAUGCUUGGUAAAAUAAAUGCUUUUGUGAACACUAUUUCAGCUUUGAAACUCUAUCGAUAUCUCCUCACAGGUUUUAUGUAACAAUAAAGUACAACAAACAAGACUGAGUUAGAGAAGAACGCGUGAGUGCAGCGCGCGCCCACGGCCAAGAAAGCUUGGCGGGCGCGCGCGCUGUAGAGGUGCAUGGCGACAAGGAAGUUUCUCAAGAGCCUAGCGACCGGGAGCGCGCCGAGCCGUAAAUUAAUACACAAAGGCGAGUUGCCGUGAGAACAGUUUACCCUGUAAACAUUCACAUAAUGUUUGAGUCCCAUCGUACAUCGAUAAAUGUUCUCAACGCAUGGUCUGAAAGCCAGGAAGAGUUGCACGAGACUCAACCGGUGUCUCCUCGCGGGACGAGAAAGUGCGUCAAGACGAAAAAGAAAAGAAGAAAGCAACAGCGAGGCGAGAAACGCUCCGUCUCGGCUCCUCAGUUAUGCACCGAAGACGCUUUUCCCGCCAACGGAGAUCCGAAAGAAGCGAAAUAUCGACCGGAUGAGCCAAUUGUGCGAGGAAUCUUCCAAAUCGGAAAGAAAAGCCACGACGUGGUUCUCACUGCAACGCGGGUAACUUGGACCUCCAUCCAACCCGAAAGCCCUACAGCUGAUCGUGAUGUGAAGAAGCAAGAAGAAUACGUUGAGCUCAAGGACGUGUUUGCUGUGAAGGUAAAACGGCGACGCUCUGCGGGGCAGCAGAUGGGCGGCACUCUGCUGGGCAUCACACUUUUCCAGUGCAAGAGGAAAGGACUCAAACUCAAGGACCAUGCCAUCCACCUCAACAACCUGAGCGUGGACCACUGUGAGAUCUGGUUCAAAACCCUCAAAGAGAUCCUCAAUGGUUUCAAGAACCGUCCUAAGUCUCUCAAAGUCUUUGUGAACCCCACCAGCCACAAAAAAGAGGCGUACAAAAUCUAUCUGGACGAGGUGGCCCCACUCUUCAAACUCGCCGAUAUACAAGCUGAUGUCACCAUCACCGAGAGAAAGGGCCACGCUCUCUCCAUCCUGAAAGAAUGCAGCUUGGAGGACUAUGAUGGUGUGGUAUGUGUUGGGGGAGAUGGCUCUGUGGCUGAAGUGGCCCACGGGUUGCUUCUCCGGGCCCAGAUGGAUGCUGGAAGGGACACAGACUCCAUCUUUACGCCUGUCCAAGCAGCACUUCCUCUCGGCAUAAUACCAGCAGGUUCUACUGAUGUGGUGGCAUGCUCAGUGCAUGGAAAAAGACACGCAGUGACUGCAGCCAUGCACAUUAUCAUGGGGCAUCGUCAGCCUGUGGAUAUGUGCAGUUUUAGCUCUAUGGGUCGACUGGUGAAGUUCGGUUUCUCUGCCAUGUUUGGUUUUGGUGGGCGGAUGCUUGCACUGGCAGAGAGACACCGCUGGAUGCCACCCAGCCAGCGCCGCGAGUUCGCUCUCAUUAAAACACUGGCAAACCUCAAACCUGAAGAGUGUGAACUGUCCUUCAUAACCAGCAGAGGAACCGAGGAACAAACAAAAGCUGAACCAAACAGAGAUGGAGGAGACAUUUGUGUGGAUGACUCCUGGCAGACCAGACAAGGUCUCUACCUGAAUGUCAGCAUCAUGGCUAUUCCCUGCCUGUGCUCCAUGGCCCCGAGAGGCCUGGCUCCGAACACUAGGCUAAGUAAUGGCAGUAUGGCCCUGAUAGCGGUUGGCAACACUUCCAGAUCAGAGUUCAUCAAGCACUUGAAGAGAUACAGCAGCACAAACAAUCAGUUUAGUUUCUCGUUUAUUGAGACACACACUGUAAAGGCAGUGAGGCUGCGCUCACGCUCUCAGGGAAGUUGGGCUGACGAGGAGGAAAACGAAGAGUGUGAUUCCAAAAACACGCCUAUCAUCUCUUCAGAAGGAACACACCCCUGGAACAUUGAUGGAGAUCUCGUAGAGGUCCCAUCUGAACUACUGGUCAGAGUUCAUCCCCAGCUCCUCACGCUCUUUGGAGCAGACAUGGAGGAGGCAGAUGAGUCGCCAGUUAAAUGCAGCUGUAUCUGAACACACGCACACAUAGAAAAGCUUACAGUAUGCUUGUAGUUACCUAUGAUGAGAAAUUGAAUGAACA
Myxocyprinus asiaticus (Chinese sucker) is the source of this 2652-nucleotide messenger RNA. RefSeq names its product ceramide kinase-like (gene cerkl). Lineage: Eukaryota; Metazoa; Chordata; Actinopteri; Cypriniformes; Catostomidae. The record is from RefSeq and is a predicted model, not a curated record. The coding region runs from base 846 to 2585 and encodes 579 amino acids. Gene Ontology annotation, molecular function: kinase activity. The transcript is spliced from 13 exons.